Botrytis porri is the source of this 678-nucleotide messenger RNA. RefSeq lists its product as uncharacterized. The transcript has a single exon. Bases 1 to 678 code for a protein of 225 amino acids. NCBI's taxonomy places the organism in Eukaryota, Fungi, Ascomycota, Leotiomycetes, Helotiales, Sclerotiniaceae. The record is from RefSeq and is a predicted model, not a curated record.
AUGGGUUCCAAACACGCCCGCGGUCAAGCACCAGUCAAGCGUGUAGCUCAAUUUUAUGCCGAACAGAAGGCAGCCGAGAAACUUGCUAUCAAACAGCAAAAGGAAGCACAGAAUCAACAGGCUCAGCAAGCAAAGACCCAACGGUUGGCACAAGAGAAGGCUUUGGCACUUCAACGUGUUUUCAACUUCGACUACUCUACUCUACCUAAGCACUCUGCGCUCAAGGUAGUCAAAGAUGCCGGCACCGGAACUGUCAAGUUGCACAUCAACAUUGGCAUCAUUCAUCACCAAAAGACAGACAAGGAGGUCAAUCUCAAUAUUGUUCUUUCCAAGUACACGGAUCUUAUCACAAAGGUUGAACUCAGACUAGUAGCUCCGACAUAUCAUAAAUCCUCUGAGGUUUACUACCUUAGAGUCGAGAACAUCAUGCGGACUAUCAACUGCCUUAACAAAUUCAAGAUCGAAGAGUUCCAAUUCGUGGUCUCACUCAACAACGCCUUUAAUUUCAAUCAAAUGAAGCUCGCAGCUGCGGCAUACGGCUUGAAUUUCAAGGACUGGACAUUGGCUACGGAGAUUCUUAGGGUUAAUGGUAGAUUUAGUGUUGAUAUUGGUAGUCCAUGGGACCGUAGAUCGGCUGAUUUAUACACGGCCGAAUUCUUAAUUCACAAGGAGAAGUGA